Molecule: messenger RNA, 3894 nt
Organism: Apus apus (common swift)
Lineage: Eukaryota; Metazoa; Chordata; Aves; Apodiformes; Apodidae
Gene: PLPP4
Product: phospholipid phosphatase 4
Exons: 7
Coding region: 194-1009 (271 amino acids)
Biological process (GO): phospholipid metabolic process
Molecular function (GO): phosphatidate phosphatase activity
Source: RefSeq, a predicted model, not a curated record
CCGGGCUGCAGCUGGAGGGGCUCAGCGCCCAGACCGCCCUCCCCCGGGGCGGCGGGACCGGCUGCCGGCGGGGGGCCUGAAGUGCCCCAGCUUCCCCCCACGGCUGCCCCAGCCUCCCCCCCCGGCUGCCCCCGCCCCGUGCGGGGAAUGAGAGGCGGUGCGGCGGGGCUGCGGGAGCCCGCCGGGACCCACCAUGCGGGAGCUGGCGAUCGAGAUCGGCAUACGGGUCCUGCUCUUCGGGGUCUUCGUUUUUACAGAAUUUUUGGAUCCAUUCCAGCGGGUUAUCCAGCCAGAAGAGAUCUGGCUGUAUAAGAAUCCUUUGGUGCAAUCAGACAACGUACCUACACGUCUUAUGUUUGCAAUUUCAUUCCUCACGCCACUAGCAGUCAUUUUUGUGGUGAAAAUAAUCCGCCGAACAGACAAGACUGAAAUUAAAGAGGCUUUCUUAGCUGUUUCCUUGGCUCUAGCUCUGAAUGGUGUCUGCACAAAUACUAUUAAAUUAAUCGUGGGAAGACCGCGUCCCGAUUUCUUUUACCGCUGCUUUCCAGAUGGAGUAAUGAACUCUGAAAUGCACUGCACAGGUGAUCCAGAUCUGGUGUCUGAAGGCAGAAAAAGCUUUCCCAGUAUCCACUCUUCCUUUGCAUUUUCAGGCCUUGGCUUUACCACCUUCUACUUGGCUGGGAAGCUGCACUGCUUCACAGAAGUUGGCCGGGGGAAGAGCUGGAGGCUUUGUGCAGCAAUUCUGCCACUCUACUGUGCCAUGAUGAUUGCCCUGUCACGGAUGUGUGACUACAAACAUCACUGGCAAGAUGCUUUCGUCGGAGGGAUCAUUGGCCUCAUUUUUGCUUAUAUUUGCUACAGACAACACUACCCUCCUUUGGGUAACACAGCUUGUCAUAAAUCUUAUGUCAGUCUGCUAGAUCAGAACUCUGUGAAGAAAGAAGAGAGACCUACAGCAGAUAAUACUACUGGGCUGCCUCUAGAGGGAAUAACUGAAGGUCCUGUAUGACUUUCAGAAAUGUGCCGAAUGAACUUUUAGCCUUCUCACAUUUCCUCCAAACUGGUUUCUUAACACAGUGUUUCUUACUGGAUGUUUUUUUUUCCUUUUUGUAAAGAGAAAUACUUUAUUUUUAAUGCCAUAAUAUCAUCAUACUUUCAAAGUCAAAUUUUCAGUUCACAUUGACUUGCUGAAUUAUCUGUUUUCAGUCGACUGCAAACAGAUAGACUACUUGAGGGAAGUGGAAAGAACAUGAAUGAAAAUAGUCCCAUGUGAGAAUGGUUAAGAAAGUAAUUUUGAGAAGAUGCAGUUGAGGAUAUAGUAGAUCUGGAAACAGAUUUUCUGAAGUUCUGAGUAUCUCCUAGAAAGUUCUGGUUGUUUUCAGCACUCAUUGAUUUUGAUAGGUGAUGAGUACACACAGCAAUUUUCAUCAGAUGUUCAGCAUCUGUUCUGGCCAGCCAUUUCUUUAUAUAAUUUGAUCAGUUAGGGCAUCAUUCUUAUAUUUAUCUUGUUGCCUUCUAACAUAAAAAAAAAAAAAAAAAAAAAAAAGAAUCUCCAUGUGCUGGUAGAACUUUUUAUUAAUUGUCAAGUUCUGACAAGGUCAUUCUGAGCUACUAAUGAUCAAACACCCAAAAGGUAUGAAUGGUUCAGUGUCUGUAAGAGCCAAGCCUUGUUGCAUUAGUAGUUCCACAGGAUGAUACUGAUGUUCAAGAAAUUCCACAUCUUGCAAUAACAUGGACGUUCAUAGGAUGGAUUAGAAAGUUGGUAUUACAUCAUUACCAGUUUUUUGAGAGCUCUUGCAUUAAUUACCAUCACAACAAAAUUAAAGAGCACCCAUGACAUUCAACAAGCUGAAGUCUUGAAAACAGAUUAAAAAAAAAAUAAUCCUAAAACUGUGAGGAUAAAGAAACACCAUUUUUCUGUGAAUCUUGGUGUGCCAUGUUCAUUCUUGUAUAGUGACUCACUGCAGCAUUGGUGAUCUGAAGAAAUACAAAGAUUUUCAUUUGUGAGUUUGAACGCACAACCAUGAACGCUUGUGGGGGUCUCCAGCACUGUAACAUUCCCAGAGGAAUGCUAGAGGCAGUUUUCCACUCAACCCAUUCCACAUUUUCAGCUCAUCAUCUUCCUGAGCGUGGUGUUUGCAAAGGUUGGCUUGGGACCUGAACUGAAGCUCACCUGAAUCAAAGCACUUUUGGUACGGAGAAGGUUACUGAGUGUACGACUUCAGUUAAUUUAUUAUUGGUGGGAUCCUCUUUUGUUAUGGAUGCCCUAUGCAGUAUACAUCCCUUUCCUGUGAAAUUCUGUACCUUUGGAUGGCAGAAUGUCAAGAUUCCAGAAUAUUUUCUUUCUUAGAGAAUCCUGUGGAAAUGCAGGCAAAAUGUUCCAGGCCACGCCUUGGCAGUUGAACAUUUCUUAGCUGGAGCUGCUGGUUGAAGCACUCUAGGUGGCAUUGAUCAACGACCAUUAUUAUGGUGCUUUAGACUGGAAGACACUGCUGCCAUAACUCUGGUUUAUGUGUUCCUGUUGGAAUAUGUAUUGGCCUUGUAGGCAUUUUGUGAUUCAAACAGCUCAAUGUCUUUAUGUAAGGCUUUAUGUAAGUCAUUUACUUUUCUCAAAGGUAAGCUUUGUAGAUAUAUAUUUUUUUUUUUUGAGAAGAGCUACUUCCUGAUUGGCAACACUUGAAUUUUUAUAGAAAGCAAGUAAAUUAGAAUCCCUUUAAAAAGAAAGAAUUUUCUGCCAGAGGAUGAAAUGAUAAAAUGUAUAAACUUAUAUGAUAUUUGGAAGUAACUGUAAAUAGGAAAUGGCAUUAAGGAACAGAAUGUUACAGGCAUGAACUCAGGAGAGUUCUGUGGAAAUUAGGCCUGAUUUAUUUAUAAAACUGAUCCCAGUUUGACUGGGCAGUUAGAGACAGGAUUUUUUACUGACAGUUACAGUAAUUCUGAGCUCUAGAAUUGAGACAGUUACCCAGAUGCAACUGACCUUGCUGGUGCAUAUCUACUAGUUCACAAAACUAGCAUCAGCAAAGCAAAAUUAUCCCAGCAUUGCAUUUGCACUGGAUUGGACAGAACACUCCUCUAGUGUAAUUGAGGUCUUAUUCUAGUAAUCCACACAGUUCAGUGGAGGUUGAAUCUUUCUAGAAUGUUUUUAAACCAUCCUACAGAAUUCUGUAACAGGGAUAGCAUUUUCUAUUACUUCAUUCUAUGAUUCUAUGAUUCAUAUGGGAGGAUUAAUGACAGCCCUAGAGUAAGGGUAUCAUGUCUUUACAUUGUAUAGGGCUCAGCCAUCAGCUUUUUCUUUCAGAAGGAACCUAGUCUUCCAGAUUAUAUGCAAAUGUUAAAAAAAACCCACCAAACAAUCAAAAUUAGACGUUUAAUACUGAUGCAUAGAGUGUUUUGCAUGUUUUUAUAGAGACCUGGCUUAUUCUCAAAAAUGAGUGAGGCCUCCUAACUGUGCUGUAUACAUUCCCAGUAUUUUAAUGGCUUUUGAUACAAACCAGCUGUCUUCUUUGGGAUGGGGAAAGCUUAUGCAGCCCUCAGAUAUGAGCAGUGGCUGUUAAAAGAUUGGAAUAUGGAGUGUAAAGCAGCAUAAAGACUUCCAUUGCAAGAGUAAUUGGUGAACUUUGCAAAGCAGUAAAGAAUACUAUUUUAAUGGGAAUAAUUACAUUGAAAGUCAUAAAUAGACAAUGUAAAAGCUCUGAUUAAAAUGUAAUUAAAAUUUUGAAAGGCUUAAUGAAAUGAAACUUGUGGAGGGAGCUGUAGGUGCUGUAAUUACCAGAAAAGUCAGUGUAGGGAAGGCAUUGUUGUGGAUCAAUGUAUUUUAAUCUCAUGCUUUCUCAAUGUGAAGGAAAUGUAAUGUUGUAACACACCAAUAAAACAACACAUGAAUGUGGGUUUGUA